AUGAAUUAGGAUAGAAAUCAAAGUUUGAAUUCAGAGGCCUACAGCCAUCUUGAAAAUGAAAAUGACUAGAAUCUUACGAAUUUAAUUCAUAGAGAUUAAUCUAUCCCACCUAGACAUGGAUUACUAUCGAAAUCUUUAUUUCUUUGGGUUUAUGAUACAAUCAAAAAAGGAAUGAAUAAAACUCUAAAAGAAGAGGAUUUACCACCUUUGGAUGAAAAAAUGUGCUCAUCUGAAAAUUAUAGACGGUUUGAGGCAAGUCUAAAUGAUUCUAAAAAGGAAUACAUAAAUGCAGAAUCAAAAAAGAAGUAGAUAUUUCUUAUAAAGCUUUUUUAUGGUGUGUUUAAGAGAUAAGUCUAAGUAAUCUUUUUAUUGGCUUUUGGUGCUGCAGUAGCUGUUUAAUUAGAACCUUUUUUGACUAUAUAUAUCUUAAAAGCCUAUUAAGAACCAAGAGAUGUUGAGAAUCUCAUAAUAGGUGUAGCAUUUUUUAUCUUUUUUGUAGCUUUCAAAGUUUUAGCUGAUAUCCACUUAAGUUUCUAGGAAUCUAUUAUGGGUUUAAAAAUGUUUGGGUCUUUCUCAAGUGCAAUUAUGAAUAAAAUUCUCAAUCUAUCAAUAAAUUAAAAGGAAAAAUAUACACUUGGAGACUUAUAAAAUCUUCUACAAAUUGAUAUUUAACAAGCAAAUUAAUUUUACAAAUCAAUAAUGAAUCUUGCAAUGUUUCCUAUUAGAUUAAUUUUUUGUAUUAUAAUUUAUUAUUCUAUAGUAGGAAACCGUGCUACUGUCGGAUUAUUUACUUCUUUUGCUUAGUUUUUUAUUAAUAUUUCUUUGGGAAAAAUUUAUUAAAAUUUCCAAAUUGAGUACAUGAAAGCUAAGGACGAAAGAAUGAAUGUUUUAGAUGAGAUAUUAUCUGGUAUUAAAACAAUUAAAUUAGAGGCUUAUCACUGUUUCUUUUCAACCAAGAUUAGCUAAAAAAGAAAAAAUGAAGCUUAUUUGGCUCUUAAAAAAAAUUUAUUUGGUCUAAUCUUUAGCUUUUCAGGAUAAUUUUUUUAUAUUCUAAACCUAGUUUUGUGUGUAAAAUUUUAUGAUAUAUCUAGUAUAAGUGAUCUUUUAUUGAUAACAUCAAACUAUUCAGCACUCUCUAAACUCUUAGAAGGGUUGUAAUAGCAAAUAGUUAGUCUUAUUAUUGCCCAUUCAUCAUUUAUUAGAUUAUAAAAUCUUUUAUAUGAAGAAAGUAAUAUUAAUUAAAAUAUCUACAAACAACUACUACCAUCAAACAAAUCUGAUGAUUAAUCAAUAUUGCUCCAGAAUAUUUCUUUCAAAUAUGCCUAAAGUUAGGAUAAUCAGCUAAAUUAGCCAGAAGAUUAGUUCAUAUUAAAAAUCGAUGAGUUUUCUGUAAAGAAAGGCUAAAUUAUUGCUGUUAUAGGCCCAACAGGCUCAGGAAAAUCUAUGUUACUUUAAUCUUUAGUUUAAGAAACUCAAAUUCAAAAAAAUAAUAAUAUAGAAACUUCCUCUUUUUAUGUUUCUGAGUAAGAUAUUUCUAUAGCUACACAAAAUUCUUGGGUAAUGAAAGGUACUAUUAGAGACAAUAUUAUUUUUGGUUCUCAAUUUAAUUUUGAUCCAGAAAGAUAUAGAGAGGUAUUAUAAUCAACAUAAAUAAUCUAAGAUAUAGAACACCUACCACUCCAUGACCUAACAUCAGUUUCUGAAAGAGGAGAUUCACUAUCUGGUGGAUAAAAAAGAAGAGUUAAUCUAGCUAGGACUGUUUAUAGGGGUGGUGAAUUAUUUUUACUUGAUGAUGUUCUUACUGGUUUAGAUAGCUAAGUUACUCGGUAAGUUAUGACAGAGUGUAUCAAUGGACCUUUGAUGAAAAAUACUACUAGGAUUCUUUUUUAAAGCAAUUUAAAUUAUUUAAAUAGUGUAGAUAAGAUUUACAUCUUAAAUGAAGGAUAAAUAUUAAAAGUUGGUAGCUAUCUUGAAAUUUCAAAUUCUCCUUUUUAUUAACAAUUGUCUCAAAAUUAUCUUGGGCAUUUUAAUGACGAUUUAUAAGAUUAAGAUUCUUAAGAAAAUUAGAUUUAAGAGUAAAAAAAUAAUAAUAAUCAAUCAAUUUAACCCUUUCAAAUGUAAUUCAACUAAAAUGGAUAUGGAAAUAUAUUGUAAAAUUCGGAAGAUCAAAGAGAGGGAAAAGUGGAAAGUUGGGUUUAUAAAAAAGUUUUCUAAUUAUAUGGUGGAUGCUGUACAGCAAUCAUAUUUGUGAUCCUUGGAUUGGUAUCAACUUUCUUCUAGAUGUAAUAGUUUAAUAUUUUAAAAUCGGGAAAAGAUGAGUCUUAAUCAAACGAUAAUCAAAAUGAAAAAAUCAAUGAUAAUCAAAAUAAUGAAGAGAGUGAUGAUUUCACUUCUACAAUGAUUAAGUUUUUGAUAUUUUUAGUCUUAACACAAUUUUUCGAUAUAUUGAAAACUUUUGUUUUUUGCUUCAAGAAUUACACAUUUUGCAAAGAUUUCCAUGAAGAUAUCUCAAAAAGUCUAUUAAAUGCUUCUUAUUCUGAAUUCUAUUCAAGCUAUCCUACUGGAGUACUUUCAAAUAGGCUUUCAAACGAUAUUAUGUCUGUUGAUUAAAAAGUAUACGAACUCUUGAACCCAAUUUUAUCAAUUUUAUUUGGAUGUCUUGGUAUCUUUUUUGUAUUUUUGAGUGUAAAAUUAGGAAGUUUGUACAUAGUUAACAUAAUUGCAAUCAUAAUGUGGGUUUAUUUAACUAAAAUUUAUACUUAAGUUUAAAGAGAAAUAAAUCGUAUCGAAACUGUUUCUAAAUCUCCAAUUCUAAAUUAUUUUUCAGAAAUUUAUAGAGGCACAUUAUACAUCAAGUAGUGUGUUGACCAUAGCAUACCAGUUAAGGAAUUUUAAUAGUUCAUAAAUAUUAACUUAAGAAAUCAAAUUGUAUCUUCUGCAGUAUAAAAUUUGUUCAUGUUUUUAAUUCUCUUUAUAGUUAUCUUAUUUGAAUGUACUUUGUUUAUAAUUAUGUUCUAUGAAACUUCUGUCAGUGGAGAGAAGUUAACAAUGGUGUUAAUCACUGCUAUUAAUUUUGGUAUGUUAGUAAUGUAUGCACUUCUUGUAUGGUCUAUAUUUGAAACAGAGGCAGGAAUAAAAAUAGAAAGAUGCUGUAAAUUAGCUUAUUAAAUUCCAUAAGAAAAUGGGUCACCAUUUGCAGUUUUAAGUUAGUAAUAGCAAAAUAAUAGUGAAAUGCUAGAAAUUUAACACAAUGCAAUAUAGGCAAAAUAAGCAUCAUUUGGAAUAAAAAAUAAUAAUUUAGAACUUAUUAAGAAUUUGAAUUUUACUGUAACUCAAAGAGAAAAAAUUGGAAUUGUAGGAAGAACAGGAGCAGGUAAAACUUCAUUGACAAAUGGACUCACUAGCCUAUUUGAAUUAAUAAAUGGAGAGCUUUUUGUAAAUGGAAAACCAAUUAAAGCUUAUGAAGCUUAUGAUUUAAGAUAGAUAUUUAGCGUAAUACCUUAAGAACCGUUUGUCUUUGAAGGGACUUUAAAAGAAAAUAUAGACCCUUCCCAAAAUUACAAUAAUAGCUAAAUUUAAAAUGUUUACGAUUAAUUAAAUUUGUAAGAACAUUAUUCAUUUAAAUCUGGCUUGAAUUCUAGAAUUUUUCUUAAAGGAGUAAAUUUGAGUGCAGGUGAGAAGUAAUUAAUAUCUAUAUCUAGAUGCUUGCUCAAGAACAGUUCUAUUAUAUUGAUUGAUGAAGCAACCUCUUGUCUUGACUAACAAACUGAAAAGAAAAUCACUGAUUUAGUAGCAGAAAAGCUUUAAGAUAAAACUAUCCUUACAGUUGCUCAUAAACUAAAUACAGUUUUACAAAGCAAUAGAAUCUUUGUAAUUAAUUAGGGAUAAUUGAUUGAAUAAGGCGAACCAUAAGCUUUACUGGCUUAAAAAAAUAAUUCAACAUUUUAUAAAAUGUUAAAAAGGUUUAUCGAAUGA
Messenger RNA from Tetrahymena thermophila SB210, 3975 nucleotides. RefSeq names its product ATP-binding ABC transporter. Gene Ontology annotation, biological process: transmembrane transport. Lineage: Eukaryota; Ciliophora; Oligohymenophorea; Hymenostomatida; Tetrahymenidae. Gene Ontology annotation, cellular component: membrane. The transcript is spliced from 14 exons. The record is from RefSeq and is a predicted model, not a curated record. Gene Ontology annotation, molecular function: ATP binding; ATP hydrolysis activity; ABC-type transporter activity.